Molecule: messenger RNA, 1551 nt
Organism: Ornithodoros turicata
Lineage: Eukaryota; Metazoa; Arthropoda; Arachnida; Ixodida; Argasidae
Exons: 12
Coding region: 235-1260 (341 amino acids)
Source: RefSeq, a predicted model, not a curated record
CCGAACGGGACGGCGGAGGACGGGGAGGGGGUUCCCCGGCAGCCAUGUUCGUUGGUCAAGCAAGCCUCCUCUCUCACCUCUCCGUCUCCUCGCCCGCGUACAUGUGAUAUUGUAAACAUUGGCGCCGCGCCGGCCGCUCUUCAAUCGCUUGCGUUGCAACACGGCUGUCUCCGUUGUUUCGUUUUGAGUGUCCGGUUGAAGCAGCGAACCGAAAGUGCAUGCAGUCUCGCCAGCAUGCCGAGCUGUUUCGUACCCGGCUGCAAGAAUCACUCAGGUCGAAGACUGGAAGGUGUCACUUUUCACAGGAUCCCGAAAAAUCAGCAGCGUCGUGCCGCCUGGCUUCACGCCUUAGGCUACCCUCCCGACCGUGAGCCGUCAAAGUACAGCUCCAUAUGUUCUUUGCACUUUCGAGAAGAGCAUAUUGACCGAACCUCGUUGAGCUCUGUUCGUUUGCGAGACGAUGCCGUUCCGACUGUCGCCUAUCAGUCAGAACCCGUCACACCGUCACGCAGCCACUCAGCAUCGCCGUAUCCGGCAUCAGCAUCGAGCUCUGCUGCAUGCUCAGCGUCUGGUUCUGAAACUGUGGACAUCGGUCAGUCAACAACAGCUUCUCCUCCCAGCCCCGUUCCCCAUCAAGCAGUUCUGCCUGUGCACGUGGAGCACAGCAGCAUUCAGGAACCUCCUGAACCCCUCUGGGAAUAUGCAGUGGUGGGAACUGAGCCAUCAACAAGCGUCGAAAAAGUGUCGUCAGCAGCUUCUCUACCGAGUGACAUGCGUCAUCUGGCUGUGCAUGUGGAGCAGAGCGACAUUCAGGGGCCUGGUGAUCUCCUCUUGGAACCUGCCAUGAUUGGAACUGAGCUGCCAACAGAUGCUGGGGAAACGUCAGCAGCAGCUGCUCUGCCCAGCGACGUGCAAUGCAUGGCACCUCCUUUUGCACAUGUUGGGCCCACUGAUGACCAGGGGACUCCUGGCCUCCUCUGGGACCCACUUGUGAGCACGGAUGACAUGGGCAGCACAGGGUUCCAAUCGCCAGGUGAACCAUAUAGCCCUCCCACAGACCAAGACACAGACGAAAGCACAGGGUUUCAGUCACCGCAGGAACCGUAUAGCCCUCCCACAGACCAAGAUAUGGAUUUUCAGUGGACUAUUCAAGAAGCUGCUGAACCUGUGCAGCCUAGGACAAGUUCCCAGUCCCGAUUGGUAAGACUUGCGGCAUCAGACCACAUAAGCUGUCAUGGUAUUAACUUAAUUAUGGCCUGAGGUUUUGGGGUAAAACUGAAAUCUCUAUUUCUAUACCCUGUUCUAGUCGUCAUAUACAGAUUAUAAUUUCAGCCUUGUUUCACCAAACCAAGCAAUCAGCAUGAAACUAUAGACAGUUAUCUCUAGCUUGUUGUUAUUGUUGCGAAUUCGAUUCGCAACAAUAAUAAGCCCAGCUUUUUAUCCCUGACCUUAGUAGUGGGUGUAAUCGUUUAUCCCGAGAUUCAUAAAUUUAAGCAUGCAAGUAUAAAACUUUAUGUUUGCAGUGAAUUUCAAAUAAUAUAUCCUGAAUAC